Molecule: messenger RNA, 3232 nt
Organism: Scatophagus argus
Lineage: Eukaryota; Metazoa; Chordata; Actinopteri; Scatophagidae
Gene: gpnmb
Product: glycoprotein (transmembrane) nmb
Exons: 13
Coding region: 56-1909 (617 amino acids)
Biological process (GO): cell adhesion
Molecular function (GO): integrin binding
Source: RefSeq, a predicted model, not a curated record
ACAGACGCACCGGGAGAGCUGGACGAGCAGAGAGGGGACAAGCUCUAUCGUGGAAAUGGAAGCCUCGCGAUACGUUUUUCUCCUGGUUUGCGCCUGCUUUGUUUAUCAAGCUCAAGGACGUAAAACAUUCAGUGACAUGUUCCCCCACAAGCAUGCAGUAGCAGGAAAGUUGCCAUUUCCAAUUCCACCAAUACCUGGCUGGGAUCCUGACACCAAUCCAUGGGAUGAUUACCUCUAUCCUCCACUAAACCCAAAGCCAAAAGAGCUCAUGCACCACAGAGGUAAACCAAAGGUUCGCCUGACCAGCGACAGUCCAGCUCUCAAUGGCUCUUGCAUCUCUUUCACUGCAAAGCUGGAGUACCCUCCAUGCCAGAAGGAGGAUGCCAGCGGGGACCUUGUAUGGGAUGAGCACUGCGAGGACGGUACGGAGCUGGAGGCCUCAGCCAAUGGACAGGUGCAUUCUGGCUAUGUGUAUAACUGGACUUCCUGGUUGGAUGACUACGGCUUUGGAAAGUGUAUAGACAUAAAGAAAUGCAAUGUGUUCCCUGACGGGAAGCCCUUCCCUCAGAGAAAUGACUGGAGACGCAAGAGCUAUGUCUAUGUGUGGCACACAAUGGGCCAGUACUACGAGACAUGCGAUGGCUCGUCCUCCAGUGUGACCAUCAACACCACCAACAUCCCUCUGGGGGCAGAGAUCAUGGAGGUCAUGGUCUACAGGAAACGUGAGCGCAGGAAGUACAGCCCCCUCACCAUUGACAACACAGUCUUCUAUGUCACAGAUGAGAUACCGGUGGCAGUCAGCAUCUCCCAGAAGGCUGCGGCCAACCAAUCUGAGAAUGUUUUCUUUCGCGGUGAGGAUGUGGUCUUCAAAGUCCAGCUCCAUGACCCCAGCGGCUACCUCAAAACCGCAGCUGCCAUUGACUACAUCUGGGACUUCAGAGAUGGCAACCAGCUGGUAACACACCGCAAUGUGACCACACACACUUAUAGCAGGCUUGGAAACAUGAGUGUGAAGUUGGUGGUGGAGGCAGCCUUUCCUAUAGAGUGUCCACCCACAGCUGCCACCCCGACUCAGAGGAGCUCCACGCCACCACCCCCCACAGAGGUUCCCACUCACGCUGUUACCGUCAUGAGUGAGACCACACAGGCACCAUUCAGCACCAGCCAACCCGCCCCUUCUUCCUCUUCCAUUGAUUGGACUUCAGACAUGCCCACCACGGAGCCUGUCCCCCCUACUGUAGUCAGUGUGACCCCCUGGCUCCGAACCAGGCGCCUCAACAGCAGAGAGUGCUUCCGUUACGCUUAUGGCACCUUCACGGGCAACAUCACCAUUAUUGAGCCCAAGUACGCACUGAAGAGCCAGCCGAACAGCCGCAUUGUGGACGUAUCGGCUUCCCGAGUGACCAACACUGACAUCAGCUUCCUGGUGAAAUGUCUGGGCAACAUCCCCACUUCGGCCUGCACCAUUGUGUCAGACCCCAGCUGUACUCAGGUGCGAACCAUUAUGUGCGAUGACGUGCCACCGUCGUCGGAGUGUGAAGUGCGUCUCAGGCGAACAUUUCGGGAGCCUGGCACCUACUGUGUCAACAUAACUCUGGAGGACUCCAGCAGCCUGGCCCUGACCAGCACCACCAUCACCAUCAACAAGUCCCAGUAUUCACCUGUGUCAAAGACUUCUCAUGCUACAGAGGUGGUGCUCUCCUCCACUGCUGUGCUGAUGGCUGUCUUUGCAUUCAUUGCCUAUCUAUUCUGCAAGCGUUACAAGGUGUACCGUCCCAUUCGUAGGCCACUGGUAGAGGACGCAUGCGGCCAUGCUGGGGUCGGCGGUCACAUGGUCCGUCUGAGGGAGGCGCUCUUCCCCUCCAGUGAGGAGAGCCACCACCUGCUUACUGAGAGAGACCGCCUGUAGGCUUUAUUGCGCUACACCAAAGCAUUGUUGACCUUAAAGGCACAAAUACACAUCUAAGCAUGUAAUUAAAAAAAUCAAGAUAGCAGGAAUACAUUGAUGUCUGUAGAGAAAUAGUAAAUAAUACUAAUAAUAAUCUGUCUUGUCUGCAUCUUAAUUUAGUUUUUCAGAGUGUUGCCAGCAGCAAAUGGCUAAUACAGCAGUAUAUGACGGGUAGGAUUUAUACUAAAGAGGCUGUUAAAUGUCCGACUGUGUGCUGCUUCUUUUGAUCUCCUUGUGCUGGCUCGUCAUUGGAUAAAGUGUUGCCAGGAGAUGAAUUGGGUUCAAGUCAUGGCUGUUUUCUGUUCCAAAGAAAUCCUUUUGUGCACAUUUUUGUCAAGCAGUGCUUUUUAACACUGUGCUUUAUAUACUGUAAUCACAGUUCAGUAUGAAAUCCUUGAGAUGGUUAUGCGAUAUGGAAUUUACAUUGACGCGUGCAUGCUUGUCCUCAGUUGAGUGAAUUAAAAGUACUAUCAAAAUCUGCAAGACUGAAAAACUAAUUCAAGGUAUUCAAUGGGAACUUGACAAGGUCUCUAAUAAAAGCAGUCAACUAACCACUCAUCUUUUGAAGAUAUUCUCACACUCGUCUCUUCAGGACAAGUGACACAGAAAUACUGACUUCAACUUUUAACUCCCCUCAAUAAUUUUAAGCAAGGUUGAAUCUAUUAAAAGCCUAUAUGGCAGCGACAUAUCCACUGCGGCAAAAUAGCUAUCCUAUAGCGUAUCUGUGCCACUAUAUUUUUACACCCAAAUUCUGACCAGGUGACACUGACAAAAUGAGAAGCACGUGGAAAAUACCUGAUUUUUGAGUGUGCAGAUGAUCUGAACUGUUUCCCCACAAUACACAAUGGAACUGGCAGAGCUUCUUAAAGCUGAGGGGGAAAAAAAGUACUUAUUCUGGGUAUUUUCAAACAAAUCCAAGAACAGCUCAGAAAAUGAAAAAAAAAAUUCUCUCUCCCUUUGUCAAGUUUAAUUGCUGCUGCCUUUUUAAAGUCUGUUUGAUUCGUUUGCGUGGCACAUUGCAUCAUUUCCUGUUUGUACUAAACAAAUAUUUGUAAGGUAAAAAUGUUUAUUUCCUACAUACCAACCUUAAGAAAUGUAUACGAAAGAGUAGUAUGGAUUUUUAGACAUAGAUGUUGAUUGUACAACAUAAUUCCAGUCCAUAGUAUAAUUCUCAACUGACUUUCAGCAAGUUCUAACAAGAAUAAAAACCCUUGCAGUGUUUCUCAGAAUCAGCAACUUUCCAUCCCAGUCAGAGAGAUGUUGCUACUUGUCUUUCCUUGUGGU